Parasteatoda tepidariorum (common house spider) is the source of this 1542-nucleotide messenger RNA. Lineage: Eukaryota; Metazoa; Arthropoda; Arachnida; Araneae; Theridiidae. The record is from RefSeq and is a predicted model, not a curated record.
AUACUCCCCACAAUCUCGUUGCGUAGAAUAAAAAUAUAUACAAAAUACUACGAAAGUGUAGAUGACAGUUCCUUACCCGAUAAUAAAAGAAUUUCAAAUAUUAGCUCUUUAAGAUUUCAUAAACGGCAGUCACUUUAGUCGUUUGAUUUAAGUUGAUAAAAAAUGGCUGUUAAUGAAGAUAGAGAGUUCGAUAUAAUUAUUUUUGGUGCUACAGGAUAUACAGGCCAGUAUGUAAUCGAAGAAUUAGCACAUACUUCUGUAUCAACCAAUACAAAGUGGGCUGUUGCUGGAAGAAACAAAGAUAAAUUGUCACAAUCCAUAGAAAUUGUGCAAGGAUACCUUGGAGAGGGUAUAAAUAUCGGCAACAUUCCGAUAAUUGAAGCAGAUGUUAAAGAUGUCUCUUCUCUGUCAAGUAUGUGCAAAAGGUGCAAGUUGGUCAUUAAUUGUGUUGGACCAUACAAAUUGUUUGGAGAACCUGUUAUACAAGCGUGCAUAGAAAAUGGAACUCAUCACGUGGAUCUUAGUGGUGAAAUGAAGUACCUAGAAGAAACACAGAUGAAGUAUUUUAAUGCUGCCCGUGAAAAAAGGAUAUAUAUUGUUGGAGCAUGUGGAUUUGAUAGUAUUCCUGCUGACUAUGGAUUGACUGUUCUAAAAGAAAAUUUUCCUGGUGAUUUAAACUCGAUUGAGUUUUACGCCUUCGUUGGUGUGGGACCAUCGGGUAAAGUUAUGAAUAUUGGAACAUUUUUAUCUGCCAUUUACUCCUUUUGGGAUCAUAUGUUUGUUAAAAGAGCAGAUAGAGCUUUGAAAGAAAGUUUGUUUCCUAAGGAUUUACCUCAGACUGAUUAUUCAUUACCAUGGAGGAAGCCACCACUAUUCCAUAGUUCCGAUGAAAGAGCCUGGGCACUUUGGUUUCUGGGACCAGAUGAGAGGGUUAUUCUGCGAAGUCAAUUAUUUAGAUAUAAUUUCUUAAAUGAAAGACCAAUUUUGAAUCACGGAUACUUGAAAUUAAAAUCAUUUUGUUCUGGCUUAGGUCUUAUGUUUGCAGCAAUGUAUCUAGCUAUUAUGACUAUUUGUGGAUGUGGACGAAGUCUCCUUGCAAAGUAUCCAUCAUUUUUCACUGCCGGUAAGUUUUCCAAUGCUGGACCAACUCGCCAACAAGUCAUGGAAGGAACUACUAGAGUAACAUUCUAUGGUCAAGGAUGGAAGGACAAGCCCUCAGAUCCAAAUGAACGACGUACCACAAAACCUGAUUUGAAAAUGAAACUCAUCAUUGAAGGAUCUGAACCUGCAUACGCUCUGACUUCGACGUGCAUUGUACAGGCCGGUUUAACCAUACUUGAAGAUCAUGACAGAAUGCCCCUAGAGGGAGGUGUCUUGACUCCUGGUGUUGCAUUUGCAAAUACUUCUCUCCGACAAAGAUUAGAAAAACGGGGAGUAACUUUUACGUUCGAAAAUACCAACGAAACUUUAACUGUAUGAAAGCUAUUGUAAAAAUGUGUUUUGUCAAUUAAUUAAAUAAAAACUGUUUUUGUACACGCUUAA